Messenger RNA from Impatiens glandulifera, 1815 nucleotides. Its product is annotated as histone-lysine N-methyltransferase family member SUVH2-like. Bases 1 to 1815 code for a protein of 604 amino acids. The record is from RefSeq and is a predicted model, not a curated record. The transcript has a single exon. NCBI's taxonomy places the organism in Eukaryota, Viridiplantae, Streptophyta, Magnoliopsida, Ericales, Balsaminaceae. Gene Ontology annotation, cellular component: nucleus. Gene Ontology annotation, molecular function: histone methyltransferase activity; zinc ion binding; protein binding.
AUGUCUUCCCUAACUCCAUUUCAAGACCUCAAUCUCAUUCCCACCGCUUCCUUUUCCUUUGGCGCCAGUAGUAGUAGCCACAUAGCUCCAACCCUCACUGUACCCAAAUUGGAACCUAAGAUCGAGCCUUAUGAUGAAUCACUUCCUCCUCAAACCCACCAUUUUCUUCAGGAAUCCGGGUCCGUCGUCACGCUGGUGCCGGUGCAUUUUCCGGAGGAAAAUCGCUUGCCAACUGCUUUCCCCAAGUGGCAGCGGCAGAAGUUGGAGAGAAGGUCUUCGGAACUAGUUCGGAUCACAACUUCAGGAAUUGAGGAUGAGAGAUACCAUCGUGAUAGGGUGAGGAAGACCAGAAUGUUGUAUAGCUCUUUGCGGAAUUUGACAAGUUCAGAUGUAGAUAACCGGAAGCGUAAUCGUAGUACUAUAGAUGCUGGGUCUUUCAUGAGGGAUAGUGGGUUAUGGCUGAAUCGUGACAAAAGAGUUGUGGGCUCCAUUCCCGGUGUUGAGGUCGGUGACAUCUUCUUCUACAGGAUGGAACUAUGUGUCCUGGGAUUGCAUGGCCAGACCCAGGCGGGACUGGAUUAUCUCCCGGCGAGCCUCAGUCCAAAUGGUGAACCAGUUACAACAAGUAUCAUCUUCUGGGGAGGCUACGAAGGUGAUGAAGAUUCGGGUGACGUCAUCAUCUACACAGGCCUAGGUGGGAAAGGCGGUCGCCGUAAGCAACCUGCAGGUAACCAGGAACUUAAAGGUGGAAUGCUUGGUCUCUGUAAAAGUAUGCAAUACGGAAUUGAAAUCAGGGUGAUUCGGGGAUUUAAGAAUGAGAGAAGUCCAAACGGUAAGAUAUUUAUAUACGACGGUUUGUACGAGAUCGAAAAGGAAUGGCGGGGCGAGAGUAGAUCAGAUCCGUACGUGUUGAAGUACAAGCUCGUUAGAAAAAAAGGUCAACCUGAAAUGGGUAGUACUUCUAUAAGGGAUCCUUUGUCUGCGAGACCAGCUCUUAGAUAUCAAAAUUAUCAAGAUAUUUCUGGUCUGAAGGAGAAAAGGCCAGUUCCUCUAUUUAACGAAAUAGACGGUGAUACAGGACCAGCUUUUUAUCACUACAUCGCCCGAGCUUUAUUUUCUCAUGAUGUUUAUCAUAGUGCUGGAGCGGCCGGUACUACUGGCUGUGGUUGUGUUGAUGGCUGUAGGGAUAAUUGUGCCUGUGCUAUGAAAAAUGGAGGUGAUUUUCCAUACAAUCAUGAGCAACUUCUGGUGAAAGGAAAGCCUUUAAUAUUUGAAUGCGGUCCUAGUUGUCCCUGUCCUCCAGAUUGCAAAAAUCGCUUAUCUCAAAGAGGGUUGAGAUACAAAUUUGAAAUUUUCAGGUCUAAGGAAACGGGCUGGGGUGUUAGGUCACCGGAUCCGAUUCAAGCCGGGUCUUUCAUAUGCGAAUAUGCUGGAAUCGCUCUCACAAGGGAGCAAGCCCAGAUAUUAUCAAUGAAUGGAGGACAAAAUCUGAUACAUCCAGAUCGGUUCCCCAAGAGAUGGAUGGAAUGGGGCAAUUUGUCGAGUAUUAUACCUGAUUAUGUCCACCCAAAACAUCCAUCUACACUGCCAUUGAACUUUGUUCUUGAUGUUUCAAGAUCAAGAAAUCUGGCUUCCUAUAUCAGGCGUAGUCCGAUUCCCAAUCUAAUGGCACAGUUUGUGCUAUAUGACCACAACAACUCAAAAUAUCCACGCCUUAUGUUGUUUGCAUUGGAGAACAUCCCUCCACUGAGAGAGCUAAGUCUUGAUUAUGGUGCGGCUCAGACACCAACAGCGACCCGGACCUCUUAUGGUUAG